This is a messenger RNA of Aphanomyces astaci, 3416 nucleotides long. RefSeq lists its product as hypothetical. Gene Ontology annotation, molecular function: protein binding. Gene Ontology annotation, cellular component: cytoplasm; nucleus. Bases 51 to 3248 code for a protein of 1065 amino acids. The record is from RefSeq and is a predicted model, not a curated record. NCBI's taxonomy places the organism in Eukaryota, Oomycota, Saprolegniomycetes, Saprolegniales, Verrucalvaceae. The transcript is spliced from 3 exons.
AUUUGACCUUGAUAGACAGUCAAUUCGCACAAUCGAAUCCUACUUCGUCCAUGUCGAUUCUGGCAUACAUCCAUGUGACUCUUGCGGGCAUGAAGCGGCAGAUCCCGGCCCCCGUCGCAACCUUUGGCUCCCAUAGCCCUAGCACGUACACUGGCGCGUUGGUGCACGUUGUCCCGGCGACGGCAUUCCCGUCGAUCCAAAACGCAUCUGCCCUGCGGGGGCGCAUCGCCGUGGUCCAACGUGGUGACUGCUCGUUCGCGGCAAAGGCCAAGAGCAUUCAAGCCGCUGGUGCUAUCGGCAUGAUUCUUACAAACUCCAGCGAGGAGCUCGUGCGGAUGGGUGAAGCUUUCGAACGUGAAGGCGCGGGUGUGGACAUUCCUGUGCUCAUGGUCGGGCAGGUCAUGGGCAAGUCGCUUCGCGAUGGCACCCAGGUGGUCUUGGAAGUCAAGCACGAGCUAGCCAAGUCAUUUUUACAAGCUGGUGUCGAAGCUGUCAAGAAAACUGUUGAACACACAAACGGAGUCGUCCAAGCUGGCGUAGAUGUCGUCAAGAAGAGUGUUGAAGGGUACACAAAAGACCCCGAGAUCGUGCAUUUCUUGGCCCCGUCAAUCUCAUCCGCCAUCGAACCCCAUUCCCACGUAUCUUCCAAGCCAUCGUCUCCACUCCCGCCGCUCUUUGCCUUUGUCCUGUAUGCCACGUCAGCCGACGAAUUCCACGUGCAGUUUGCACCCCUUGCCGACUUUGGACUUCGACACCGCAAGAAACUGUACUUUCGAAGCCGCCUCGUCACAGCCAGUCCCCGCACCGCGCAUCCUUCCGUGGCCAACAAGCCCGAGUUUGCCGGCGCCAUCGCAUUUGUCGACCGCGGGGGGUGCACAUUCCCCGAAAAGAUCGAACGGCUGCAGCAAGCCGGUGCGAUUGCUGUCAUCGUUGCCAACAAUGACGUGGCCAACCCUACAUCCGCCUUCGUCAUGAGCGUGGACCAGAUGGCGGUGGAUCACAUCACGAUCCCGUCUGUGAUGCUGCCGUACUCCGUCGCACAGCACGUCACCACCAACCCCCCCGACCGUGUGGGGAUCGUAUGCCUCGAUGGCACCGCCGCCGGCGUCCUCCUGGCCAACGACACGACGACGUACUCCCUUUGGUCCCCUCCCCCUUCGUCGGCGUCUUUGCCGCCGCUCUUGCAUGCCGCCCGUCAUGGCCAUACUUCGCAGCUCAUGGCCCUCCUAGAUCAACCUCUCACGUCCCCCCGCCUCACCGACGCCUUCAACGUGUCGGCGCUGCAUUAUGCAUGCAUCGGGGGCUCAGUCGCCGCGGUGGAGCUGCUGCUUGCAGCCGGCGCCCACGUGGACGCUCUCGACCUGGGCUCGCAAACCCCCCUCCACUACGCGUGCAUGACCCCCAGCGUCGGAUGCGUCCAGGCGCUUGUCACGGCCGCCGCGCACACGCUGGCCAUCAACGAAGGCGGCAGCACACCGCUGCACGUGGCGUGCUUUGCAGGCAGCACCGAGUGCAUGGAGGUGCUUCUCACUGCUACUGCCACCACCGACGCGAGUGGCAAGUACGUGUUUCACGGAGUUGACGAUGUCGACAAGAGCGGGCGCACGCCGCUGCAUGUGGCCUGUCGGUACGGCCACGGCGACUGCGCCAUGUACUUGAUGGCGGCGGGGGCCAACGUGAACGUUGUUGACGCCAAAGGAUGGACAGCCAUGCAUUAUGUGUGCGACCGCAUCAACGUCGCCGUCUCGUCCAGCGACGUGUCCGUCAAGGCGGAAUUGCACGUGGUUGAGCAACUUCUGCGACAUGGGGCGACCAUGGUGGACGCCAAGGCGACGGCGGAUGGCACGACAUUGAUACUAGACCGCAUUCGAUCCAAUGCAGUUCGGAGGGACGUGGAACUGCUCUACUUGCGACAGGAGGUUGCGACGCACCGCCGUCAAGCGGGUACGUGGCAGCUGGAGUGGGCGCGCAUGCAAGCCAGCAUGCACCAAGUGGUUCACACGGCCAAGACAGACGCGACCGCCGCCACCCUCGACUUGCAACGCACGGUGGACGCGCAACAGCGGGCGAUUCACCACAUGCAGUGCCAGCUCACGUCUGUGCUCCACAUUUUACAAGGCACAAACCAACCUGGAGCCGCAGCAGGUUCCGUCGACCCCCUCGCCCACAACCACGAAGUCCACAAAACUGAUAUGGAGCGCGCCCAAGAGGCGGCGCUGGCACGAGACCUCGGGCGCAAGUGCAUGCGAGCCAAGCAGUACGCCCUGGCCAAAUCGUACUUUGAAACGUCGUUGCAAUGGUAUGGCCUACCAGGGGUCAGGCGAUUGCUAGACCAAGUCAACGCGCUGCUCGUCGCCCCGUUGUCCGUUGGUGGGGGAGAGAAAUCAGUGUCAACCAGCGUCCUCAUUCGUACCUACCGGAGCAAGUUGCAGACGGCGGGCAUGUCUCAAGAGGCGGUGUCGGCGGUAGAGGCGGAGAUCGCCGCCCUCGAGACCGUCGACCCCACCAGUGCGCAGUUUACUAUGGUCACAGCGUGGCUAGACUGGCUCGUGGGGUUGCCCUGGCACGACCAGGUCCCGAGUUUUGAUUUGUUUCGUCGUGUAAACCAAGCGCAAUGUGAAGACGUGGCCGCCAAACGGAACGCCGCGGCGGUCGUUGUCCAGCGCGCCGUGCGGCAUCACAUAUCGGCUCGUCUGUUUCAUCGGCAAUGGGCGGCCGUGAUCCUUCAAGCGAGGGUGCGUGGAUGGCAGACUCGACGAAAACACCCUAAACGACAGGAGGAUGCUGGUCUGACCUCUGAUCCACUACCGUUGAGAGAUGCUCAAGGCACGACCGCCACCACCACGAAUCAACCGACGGGCAUCAAAGACGUGGAAGUCGACUUUCAAUCGACGGUAGACCCGACGCUAGGCAAACCCACCGCGACCGUCGUGCGCGGCGUGCAGCUGAGGCAAGGUCCGACCAAACGGUACAUUCUGCAGUGGCUGCUAAUACCCGACACGAACGACCAGUACGUGUGGACGCGGUGGAGUACCUCCGACGGCAAGGUCCAGUGCGCGCUCAAAGGGCCGUACGACACGACCUCUGACGACGCCCAGAUGGAGUUUGAAAAGAUUUUCAAGCUCAAGACCCACCACAAAUGGGGUACGUCCUGUGACGACGCCUGCAAAGGCCCCACAAACCAAUGGGCAUACCACCCCCAGCACUACAGCCCCUCCACCACCACCCCUGCCAAUCUGGUCGCGUAGCCACUACUUGAUUAAUUUUAUUAUUAGUGAGUGCAAUACGUAGACAUGGUACUCUGGAGUCUUCUAACGGUCAAGUGUGAUUGAACACAACCUGAAAAAGAAGAAUAUUAUUACGUUGGGUGACAUACGUCGAAAUGAUAACAACACAAAUAUAUUAUUAGAACACAA